This is a messenger RNA of Mollisia scopiformis, 3280 nucleotides long. RefSeq lists its product as uncharacterized. The coding region runs from base 290 to 3220 and encodes 976 amino acids. The transcript has 6 exons. NCBI's taxonomy places the organism in Eukaryota, Fungi, Ascomycota, Leotiomycetes, Helotiales, Mollisiaceae. The record is from RefSeq and is a predicted model, not a curated record.
UUCUACAUCAUCAAGAAAGCAUUCAAUUCAAUCGAUACAUAUCCUUCCUCUAGUGUAUCAUAGGGACAACCUAUUUGCAUCAAUCAACAUCAUUUAAGUCUUCCAAUUGGUCCUGCCGCCAGUCGCGAAAAAUCACGUCGACGCGAACUCGCGCCAACAAAUCAACACCGCGCAAGUCUUAUGCACCUAUUAUUUCGAAUCCGAGCAAAUCAUCGUCCCCGCUAUUCCCUAUUUUAACAUAAUUCCAUUUGCGAUCGGAUUCCCAUUUUCUGGCAAAGAGAUCACAAGUAUGGAGGUCGUCACAGGCUAUUGCAAGAAGUGUGACUUCGAGGUUGGACGUUUCAGAAACUCUUGGAAUCAAAUGGGAAAGACCUAUUACAGUCCUACAUAUCCUCCUCUCUCUACUGAUGGCAUGGAAACCAGAGGUGAUGCCUUCGAAGGCGCAAAUGAUUCUCAAGCUGCAGACAGUAUGCUUCGAGAUAUAGGGUGCGAGAAAUGCGGUGCGAUCAUCGGAAUUCGUUGCGAGAAAGCACCAGAAGGCCACCUCCUUAACAAGAAUCAAUUGAUCUUAAGACUUUGCGAGAUGUCUGUCCUUUCCGAAGCUUCAGGAAAGAAGGCAAAGAUAUCCGUAUUGAAUUCCUAUUCCCUUGUCCUUGGUCCUGGUCACCAAAAAGUAGCCAGAGCCAAGGUUUUGCCGCCCCUCCCAUCUACUCGACCUGCAACGCGUGCUGGAUCUCUCCAAACUCCAGAAACUACUGAAGCACCCGUUCAACCUUCCGCUGGUGUUGAAACCAUAUUUGAUGUGGUCAAAUUCAAGACCUGGGCAGAAAAUGCUAUCAAUAAACAGCAAAAGGACAUUGACCGUUUAUCUGGAACACUGGAGAACAUUGACAGAGACAUGACUACUUUCAAAGAAUUUAUGGAAGAGAUGCGAGCAGACCGAGUAAAGAUUGACCGGAUCACGUCUUCCGAGGGCGACAAGGCGACACAACUUGCGUCUCUUCGAGAAGAAUUGAACGCACUGCGCCAACAGAUCAAUCAGAAUGGUGGUCUCGUUUCCCAAACUAGUCAUGACAUUUCGACUAGAAAGAUCGAUGUCGUGAUCAAGGAUAUCCAAAGAAUCACUCGAAAGGCUGACGAAGUUGAUUUCAUGAAGGAGGCAAUUGCGGCUAUGAAGUCGAAGAUUGAGUCCCUCGAGGCCAGCGGUAGCUCUGUGAAGGUGGAGUCAUUGAAGGAUGAAAUGGCAGUGCUCAGAUCAAAGACUGAAUCGCUCGAAGCCAAAGAGCGAUCCAAGGCUUUCAGCAGCUCAGUUGAACUUGAUUCCUUGAAGCUGGGAAUUGCUUCCAUGAACUCCAAGAUCGAGAACAUAGGAAAGACUAGUGAGGUUGAUUUAUUGAAGAAGGAAAUGGCGGUAGUGAGAACGAAGGUUGAGUCUCUCGAACUUACGGAGCAGUCCAAGGCUAUCAGGAGCUUUGCCGAGGUUGAUACCUUGAAGAGAGAUGUGGCUGCAAUCAACUCAAGACUUGAAGUCACACGAAGGAGUAAUGAGGUUGAUUCUUUGAAGGAGGACAUAGCGACAAUAAAAUCAAAGAUCGAAUCCCUCGAAGCUAUGGCGCGGUCCACGGCUCCCAGCGGAUCCGAUAAGCAAAGGUCCAACUUACCUACCACGGAUAAGCGCAAGCAUGAUGAUCACAAUGAUGGUUAUACCAUCCGAGAGGUCCCCACGAUAGGCCGAUCUACCUCAAAACGAAGAAAGAUCUCUAGUGCUGCACUCCCUUCGAGCAAUCGCAACAGAGGGACUGAAGCUAUUCCAACGCCUUAUCAAAACUUCGAUGAACAAUCUAUAGUGAUGGCUUCCUCUUCGGAUCACUCUUUCUCGUCGCCGAUACCUGACCAAGAACGCGAGAACAGAACCUGGGAUGGGUUUGACGAUUCAUCUAUGGGCAACGCCCCUGACCCAUCCACGCCCCUGGCAAUGACAGCCGAUCUCAUGUCAAAACCUACAGCAGCUUCGAAACUUGUCAUUGAGAUCAACAAUUCGAUGCAGCCUCCAAUGAUGAUGCCGUUACGAAAUGGCACGAUCUUCGAUGCUUCAACUAGGAAUGAGCUCCUGGAAGUAUCACAUAUUGAAGCUGCAACAGGCAAGAAGAGGGAUGUCAAUGGUCGGUGGACUUCAACACCCAGGAAGACCCCCAAACGUUCCCAAGGAAACCGAAAGGGGCGCCGAACUGGCGUGAAUGAAGUCUUUGCCAAUGGUCUCAUCGGCAAUGCAAGCACUAGCGAGAUUGAGCAGGGCAGCACACGUACACUGCGGCCCAGGAAAGCCCCGAACAGAAUCCAGCCGAUGGCUUCCAUCGAAGUUGAUACGUGUGAUGGCCAUUCAGAUGAUCGUCCUUGGCAGCCUGAUCCUGAUGCCAACGUGGAGGACGAAGAGUACGAGGAGAUUCAAGAUGAGAAUAAGGAGAACAGGACUGCCACAAACAGAUCUGGUCCAAAUAGGCAGGUGAUCAAGAGGGAUGAGACACCCAACACAGACGUCAAGCCUGUCAUAUUCUCUUCCAUGUCUGCUUUCUCCCGUGCGGAGAGAGAGCAUACUGUACCUCCAAUUCAAAUCGAUGGAGUGUUAGACAGACUGGCCAUGCCCAGUUAUUUCCAAUGCGGUACCUGUCUGAAUGGAUUUCGCACCUUGCAGUCCCUGGACUACCACCAAGAGCACAGCAAAAGCUGCAAGAAAAGUCCUUCGGAUGUGAUACCUGAAGGAUUCAAAUGUGGACUCUGUUCGAAACUGUUCAAGUCAUUCACUGGCAUCAAGGAUCACCUCGAUAAGAAGCGCUGCAGCUUGACUGCAGCCGAGCGAGCUUCAACUCCAAGCCAGUCUCGAGCUGGGACCCCAAGGCCGUCCUUGAAAUGUGAGAGAUGCGGAAAGAAGUGGAAGAAUGAAGCACAACUCAUGAGUCAUACAUGCGUCCCGAAGAGCGAGAAGAAACGCCAAAGCUUAUUGGAGCAGGCAGUGACAGCUGCUGCGAAUGAAGCAGCAGAGAAGGCGGAUUCAGAAGUGACAGCGACAGCGACAGGAGAGCAGGAAGCAACCCAUGAAGCAACAGGAGGGGCAGUAACAGGAGGGGCAGUACCAGAAGCUGGCCAGGAUGCCAUUCUGGCUGAUCAAGAACGCUUGAUGGGAGAAGCACUGGAGGGUGAAGCGAGUCUCUUCGUGCAGUGAUCGACUGUACGUCUGGUAUCAUCAAAUGGGUUGUUGACCCGAAAUCAGGUCUCUAGUCUC